GCCACAAUUCCACAUCCACACCAUCAGACAAACUUCGUCAAGCCCGCCUUGCAAACAAGCUACUAGGAUAAGACAAAGAACGAUGACCAGAAGAGAAGGAAUUUUGGGCUUGGCCUUGUCGGUCGUCUUCAUCGUUUUCUCGAGUCCGCUAUGUCGAGGUUUCAUACCUCGAGAUCUCUCUGCUAUCGUUAGCACGAAAAGAUACCGUCAUCUACCCGCCCCGCUAUUAGCCACCUUGGAUGACCACGAUGACGCUAGCAACACAGUAACCACAAGCAGUACCAGUAAAGACCGAAAUGACGUCGUCGUAACUGGUGUCACUCUCAAGGUUGCUUUUGACUCCAACUGGGGUGUCGCUGAAAUGGCCGACGACGCUCCGUCGGUUCGAUUUACGUGUGACCAAUCCCUCGACAUGGUCCAUCGCCUACGGGGUGACAGCGAUGCCGUCUUGGUGGGACGAGGGACCGUGGAACGAGACGAUUGUUCCUUGACUGUACGGAGGGGGGUGACGGCUGACAAACAGCCACUGCGAGUUAUCUUGGAUCCUCGAUUAACCCUCAUCUUGGCGGAAGUACACGAAGGGGCGCAGUACAAAGUCUUGACGGAUGGUCUACCAACCGUCAUUUAUCACUGUGUAUCCGAUGUGCGGUUGGAAUCAUUGAAUUUGUUGGAUAGUGUCACAUUGGUCUACAUGGAAAGCAAUCUGCCCAAUGACACGCAAGAAGACUUGCCAGAAGGAAAUCGACCUGGCAGAUACGCGUCUCCUGGAGCCGUCGUGGAGCAUUUGCGAGACAAUUUUGGCGUCCACCAUUUGAUGGUGGAAGGUGGCCCUCAAACAGCAAUCAACUUCUUGCAGCCAGAGAAUUUGAUCGACCGCGCAAUCCUUGUUCGUGCACCCAUUAGUUUCCAAGAACCGUUUCCAUCGGGCAUGUCCACCGAAACACUACAAGACGCGGGGCUGGAACUGGUUUGCUCGAAAGAAAGCGGGGUAGAUACCAUUGAUUAUUGGGCCAGACCAGGGGAAUCAUGGCCCACGGACCCACCGGAAGAUUGGCCAUGAACCACUGCAUGGAACGAAAAUAAGUUGAAUAAUAUUAUCCAACAGGAAGAGGCAACAACAGUCCAACAUUGCGCUGCCAACACCACUCGUGAUAAAGCUAUCUACUAGAAUCUUGCUACAAAACAAUCAACCAUACAGUAUUUAUUUAUUUUGACUCGCUACGUAUGCUUCCAUUGGGCGCUCCGCCUCCA
Molecule: messenger RNA, 1251 nt
Organism: Seminavis robusta
Lineage: Eukaryota; Bacillariophyta; Bacillariophyceae; Naviculales; Naviculaceae
Source: the annotation of a GenBank genome assembly